Scophthalmus maximus (turbot) is the source of this 4339-nucleotide messenger RNA. It is a transcript of the gene wnt7aa, whose product is annotated as wingless-type MMTV integration site family, member 7Aa. The coding region runs from base 525 to 1574 and encodes 349 amino acids. NCBI's taxonomy places the organism in Eukaryota, Metazoa, Chordata, Actinopteri, Pleuronectiformes, Scophthalmidae. Gene Ontology annotation, molecular function: cytokine activity; frizzled binding. The transcript is spliced from 4 exons. The record is from RefSeq and is a predicted model, not a curated record. Gene Ontology annotation, cellular component: extracellular region. Gene Ontology annotation, biological process: positive regulation of JNK cascade; multicellular organism development; cell fate commitment.
GCAGAGGUGGAGUGUGAGGACUCACAGUGUCCGUGUGAGGUGUGCGGCUCUGAGCGUGUGUCCCUGUGAGAGUGUGUGUGUGUGUGUGUGUGUGUGUCAGGACAGAUGAGCUGAGCGUGUACCUGCAGGCUGCCAGAGAGCGAGCGGGGCUGCGGAGGCAGAACACGCCCCGACAGAGGAGAAGGUGGACGCACGCAGUCAUCCCCCCCCCACCCCCCCACCCCCCACCUCCUCCUCCUCGGUCCCCGCGGAGCCGAGCCGCGUUCCUGUUCACCUGAGAGAACGAGCACAGCCCCGAUGCUCCGCCGCGGGCCCGCAGCUCCACCGGACACCCACCGCACGAGAUCGGGGCGAGUUGCCUUCCACAGACGUCGGUUUGCCGCCGGGAGCCUCUCCGCCCGCCGCCCGGAUCGCCCGGAUCGCCCGGAGGUCCCGCGGGACUCCGCAGAGAAGUAGAGCCGCCGCCCGCGGCAGCAGCAGCGGCAGCAGCGGCAGCGUCGACCCCGCGGCUCGGCCCGAGCACCAUGAGCAGGAAGACGCGGCGCUGGAUCUUACAUUUUUUCCUGUGCCUCGGAGUUGUGUAUCUGAAGAUCGGGGGCCUGUCGUCGGUGGUCGCCCUGGGCGCGAGCAUCAUCUGCAACAAAAUCCCCGGCCUGGCCCCGCGCCAGAGGACUAUCUGCCAGAGCCGGCCCGACGCCAUCAUAGUGAUCGGAGAGGGCGUUCAGAUGGGCAUCAACGAGUGCCAGUUCCAGUUCCGACACGGCCGCUGGAACUGCUCGGCGCUGGGGGAGAGGACCGUGUUCGGGAAGGAGCUCCGAGUGGGCAGUAAGGAGGCCGCGUUCACCUACGCCAUUAUCGCCGCCGGGGUCGCCCAUGCAGUCACCGCGGCCUGCACCCAGGGCAGCCUGAGUGGCUGCGGCUGUGACAAGGAGAAGCAGGGUUUCUACAACCAGGAGGAAGGCUGGAAGUGGGGCGGCUGCUCCGCCGACAUCCACUACGGCCUGGGUUUCUCCAAGGUGUUUGUGGACGCGCGGGAAAUUAAGCAGAACGCCAGGACUCUCAUGAACUUGCAUAACAACGAAGUUGGACGCAAGGUCCUGGAAAAGGGAAUGCGCCUGGAGUGCAAAUGUCACGGCGUGUCGGGGUCCUGCACCACCAAAACCUGCUGGACGACGCUCCCGAAGUUCCGUCAGCUGGGAUACCUUCUCAAGGAAAAGUACAACCAGGCCUUGCACGUCGAGCCGGUGCGAGCCAGCCGCAACAAGCGCCCCACCUUCCUGAAGAUCAAGAAACCCCAUUCCUACCGCAAGCCUCUGGACACGGAGCUGGUCUACAUCGAGAGGUCGCCCAACUACUGCGAGGCCGACCCCCUGUCCGGCAGCAUGGGGACGCAGGGUCGACUGUGCAACAAAACGGCCCAGCAGCCGAACAGCUGCGACCUGAUGUGCUGCGGUCGCGGGUACAACACGCACCAGUACUCCCGCGUCUGGCAGUGCAACUGCAAGUUCCUGUGGUGCUGCUACGUCAGAUGCAACACCUGCAGUGAGAGGACAGAAGUGUAUACCUGUAAAUAGAGAUAUUCAUUGGACAGCCUUCAGACGGCGAGACUAGAUGUGUGUGGGCACGUUGUGUAUUUCAGAAUAAGGCUUCUUGAUGGCCUCCAGCUUUUGUUGAUUACAAUGAUGCCAGUGCACAUCUGCCAUCGCACUGGACUCGACCUUGGGGCGCAUACUUUUUAUUUUCUAUUUUCGAUGAUGUCCUCUCAUGCCCCAGGCUUGACUUUUUUUUCAGGCCACACUGGUCCGUUGGCAUGACUCACCUCAGACUGAACUUUUUUCUUUCUUUUUCUAGACUAAUUAUUUAUUCAGCGAGAAAACUACUGAUCAUUUUUCGAAAGUUCACUGUCAACUUAAUCUCGUGGGGUGUUAAGUUGGUGUAGAUGUCUGGCAUUUUAUAAAAACUAUUCAAGUGCACUUAAGAGCAAAAAUAUUAUUAGUAUUAUAAUUUUUCUUGUAAACUAGACAACUUACACUGGAGCUGAAACCUGGAACUGUCAGGACUGGAACUGACAGAUUUGGGAACCUGCGGCUUCUGCGCAUUAAGCCAAGCAGAGGAACAUGAAACUACUGAUUCUGGACUCGGUGUGAUAGUAUUGUUUUGCGCUUGUCUCUUUUCCCCUCCAGUCUGCUGCUAGUUGUCUGGAAACGUACUGAGUUUGUGAGCGAGCAGCCAUAUUGACUCGACACCACCGGGAGCAAACGCCGGCUUCCAGACAUACAUCUCCCUCAAUGUUGGUCGAUAGAAUAUAUUUUGUAAGAGAUUAUUUUUUAUAUAAAUGUUGUUUUUAUUUAUUUUCUAUCCCUGUGUCAGAUAUUUCCCCUUCAGCAUUUCUUCGCCCACUGAAACACUGUUUAAUAAAUGUGCCUGUUUCCUAAGCAGAAGAAUAUAAUGACGUCACACUGAAAUGUGCAGUACUGCCAUGUGUCCCCUGUUUCAGGAAGCAUCACGCCUUGCUGCCUACAGAGAGCCAAAGUGUUCAUGUCACGCUGCUCCGUGGACAUUCCUUUUCACGAGUUAGUGCAUCUUUUAUAGUAACAUAAAAGUAUAAAAGCAUCAUAACUCUUGGUUUCUCCCUUAUCUAGUACAUUCUAAGGUCUUUUCAGCUGUGGUCUAAAAGUAACACCAACACUCUCAUCUUCUGAUGAGCAUCUUCAUCAGCUUAUGCUAACCCACAGUGGUUGCAUUUGGCGUUAAAGCAGGCCUCGACAUUUUUUAAAGUUGACAAACAUCAUUCAAUAUUUGACUCCAUUUACACCUGGCAUUUAAAGGAUUCAGUAAGUGAUUCUAAAGCAAUACACGUUUUGUAAAAAUCACGGAUAUUUCCUCACAGUCCAGUAGCUGUCGGUUCUAUGAGUGUGCCGGAAAAAGAAAUCCGUGCUUUUUCGGCACAGCCCUGGCUCCGUAAAUCGGCGCUGACCGCACCGACACCUUAAGAGACCUGCUGGCGGGUGACGCUGCAAUUCUGCAGUUUUGGCCUAGUGGUUAGUGCGUCGGUCUCUCAUGCAAGAAGACACAAAGAGAGAAACAAGCUUUCUCCAGAAUCGUUGACUGCCCCUUUAAAUACGUACUGUAUACAGAUUUGAUUGGAUGAUUUUAACCUGAUUACAUUAACUCCUGGUAUUAAUGUGUCUCCGGUGUGUCCACACUGAGAUGGGGACUUUGUCCAGUUCGCGUCACAUUUUCCUCUUUUUUGCGCAGGUCAAAAACAACAACAUAAAAAAAGAUUGAAGAAGGCACUGCAUUCUUGUAUUUGCCUGUUUUUUGAUUGGUCUCUUCUCUUCUACAUGAGUGUGGCUUGAAAAACGUGCACAGUUGAGGACCGAGGAGAGGACUACUUUGUGUGUUUACUGGCAAGCUGCCUAGCGUAGGAACAGAUUUUCAACCCAGGUAGUAGUUGUACGUGGAUUGACAAGUGGAUUUGCAUUCACACUUGUGCUCAAUUUGGUCACAAUGUGUCCCUGACCACCUCCUGAGGUGGUUUGGCUCAUCAGAUCACAAUCUGUCCUCACUGUGUUUUGGGUGUAUUUACACUUCUUUUUUUUCAUGUGGUCAAACUGUAUCCGAUCUCUCACAAUGCAUUUAGAUGCCAUGUGUAAAUGGGGUAUUCUAUCCUUACAUUAAACGCUUCGCAAGUAUGAGAAAUACAUUUUUCAGUACCCUGCAUGAACCCAAACGGGAUUUUAAUGAGGAACCAUCACUACGGUAAACGGUUACAGUUUGACUUUGGCUCUCUGUUGGUUUAACCGCUCCACAGAUAUGCAGUGCUCUUUAACACGUUUCUCACUAACACCAUUUAGGGCUGGGAAUCAUUUCAUAUUUACAUGUUGUGGUGUUUUACACCUUUUUAAGAGUCUGUUGAAAGUAGAAGGAAGAAAACAGAACCCCUGUGGUGGUUGUGAUAAUAAAUACCGUUGAAUAAAAUAAAGGUUUUAUGUUUGAUCCUUAAAUGUGAGACUUGACAUUUUUGAUACACAUUUCAGACAGAAUGUAAAGGUUUGAUACCCAGCCCUGCACUAACAGCUAAGUAGCCGAAUAAAACAAUCUGAGGAACCUUAACAGCAACUCUCGUGAGCAGUCAGUCGAUUGUAGAUAGAAGUGUAACAUGCCUUCAUCAUGGGGGGGGGUCGUCAGUUAUAGGUUAUUCUUGUACGUGACUGAACUAAUGAAAUCAUAUCAAUCAGAAACUUCUUAAAUCAGAAGAUAUUGUUGACGUUUUUUCAUGUAGACCAACGUUGUCUUUUCAUUUGUUCCUGUUGAAUAAAUGUUGACUCAAAAUGAA